UAUAAUAACAAAACAAAAGAUAGAAUGUAAGAAUUUAAUGUAAUUGGGUUCUAGUGGCUAGUUGUUCUACAACUCCUUCCGUCGUUGGAAAAUAAAUUAAAUAUUUGCAUUACUGAUGUACAGUGCAUAACUACGUUAUCAGUUUUUUUGAUUGCCAAUUUUGUAUGAUUUUAUAGUACGUUUAUAAAUUGUCACUUUUACUUUCAAACUUCUUAUUUGUGAUUUGUUGUAAAUUAUGAUUUCUGAUUCAGUUCAAGGAGCUGUUAAAUGGCUUACAUAUACAAAUCCAGUCGUUACUAACUCAGUACAAGGGUUUAAUUCAGUGCUAAAUUGGAUGGGAGUGGCAAGUUCAAGUGAAAAACAAAACAUUAUAAAGAUGGAGAGUCGCAAUAUAUUGCAAAUGCUUGGUAAAAAUAUUUAUUUCUAUAAAAUGGCUGGCCUUUUAGGAGCUUCUGCUGUUAUAUUAGGAGCUUAUGGUGCACAUGUUGUGUCUCAUAAAGCUAAUCCAGAAGAAGCUAGAAAUUUUGAAACAGCAAAUCGGUAUCAUUUUUACCAUACUUUUGCAUUAUUAGGUGUACCAUUUUGUCGUUUUCCUAGAGUUACUGGAGCACUGUUUAUUAGUGGAACUUUAAUAUUUUGCGGUACAUGCUACUACAACGGACUGACUGCAGAUAAAACAUUCAAUAAAUAUACACCCACUGGGGGUAUGUUAUUAAUUGCUGCUUGGAUGUCGAUGAUACUUUAGAAAAUAAAUUUAUUAUCAUCAUUAUUAUUAUUAUUUUUGUUUGGAUAUAUAGUUAAUAAAGAAAUAUACAUUUGAUAAAAAUA
Rhopalosiphum maidis (corn leaf aphid) is the source of this 828-nucleotide messenger RNA. Its product is annotated as transmembrane protein 256-like. The coding region runs from base 236 to 745 and encodes 169 amino acids. Lineage: Eukaryota; Metazoa; Arthropoda; Insecta; Hemiptera; Aphididae. The record is from RefSeq and is a predicted model, not a curated record. The transcript is spliced from 5 exons.